GGCCGUAAAGGGAAAGCACGCAGAGCGGACCACUUCCGCGUCUUUAAUGUCAAGGUGCCUCUGGAGCGGGUUCUAAACCGUUGUAUGUUAUCUCACACAGAUGCUCCCGCUCCGCUCUGCUGCCACCGUCGCGCGUCAUGUAUCAGCAACACUGCCUCCAGCCGCAGCAUGUAUCGUCUGCACCUGCUCUUGCGGCAACCUGUUUCGCAACCGCUCCAAUGCCCUACUCCCGGCGACCGCCCGCCGCACCAAAGUCAAUAUGUCCGGUCGAAGUGCCCCCAAGAUGAAGGCGAUGCGAUCAGGAAGGACAACACUUACUUCUGAGGAGGCCAAGCGCCGGAAAGAUGCUCGGGAAACGCUGAACCUCCUGCCACAUAAGAUGCUUACCCACUGGUAUCGCAAUGGUUGGCUUCAGAUUGUACCAGACAACAGUAUAGAUUUCCUGAACGAUCUCGCCGAAUUGGCACAAGCAUCCAGCGGUCGGCCGGGCAUGGAUGUCGGCCAGUUCAGACAGCUGGCGGAGAAGUAUGGUCUCUCAGUCACUGGUGGCGAUGUGCUCGGCAUUGCCGUAAUCCUUGUGAACCUUGGGCGGAACCAAGACGACAACCGCUUUUUGGGUCAAAGGCUGCUGCACACGCUCAGUGAAGCUGGCAACGUGGAGGCGACCCUACGAGUGUUGAACCACGAACUGGUGGGCAGUAAAGCGGACCCGAACCGCUUGCGAAGUGCAACUUUCAACACCUUGCGUGGUCACUUGAGGCAGCAUGUGAGGGAGGGGCGUGAGUUUCGGACAUGCGUGCUAGAAGGCAGGAUCGCCUACGCACUGGGGGAUGAGGACUAUGCGAUCAGCAUGUGGGAGCGCAGUCUUGAUCUGGCGGCGGAGUGGAGCGAGCGUACACGCCCAGACGCUUUAGGGAGGCUCCUGCUUCGCCGACGGGACGAGAUAGAGCUGACCUCGCCGUGGAUUGAGCUGACGUUGGUCUACUUUGAGCGUUACGACAAGCUCUAUCGCCGAGGUGAUAUCAGUAAAGCGUUGCUCAUGUUGGACAAGAGUAGGAGGGCGAUGGAAAUCGGAUGUAGGCAGGAUGACCCGACGAGCCAUUACCAUGCGGCCGAGUUCUUCAAGGAAGUCAGUGAAGACGGCAGUACGAGGUACACGAGCACGUGGCUUUACAACAUGACGAAAGCCGCCGCUUCAGGACAUGUCAAGGCGGCGCAUGCUUUAGGCGUGUUCUAUGAAAGUACAGGGUGGAAGUAUAUCGAGGAUGAACCGCCCGAUCAUAUCAAACCGACCCCAUUCGACUCCUAUCCGCCACCGGCAACCACGCAAAGUCCGCCAUCCGGCUUCUUGUCCUCUAUACGCAGCAUGUUCGGAUCUAUAACAACAUCUCGAAUGUCAGAGACAGAGGCAUCACGUCUAGAUCUCUUCCAGACCGCCGUCUUCCCCAGCACGCCCCUCGAGCGCUGGACCCUCGCCUUGCGCUGGCUCGAAGUCGCCAUGGACAGCAUGUACGCGCCAGCCUACCUCCAAACAGCAAAGAUGCUACUGGAAACCUCGCUCUGGGCCAACGCACAAGCACCACCAUCCGCCCUAGACAUGACACCCGCCCGCUACACCUACGCCAGUAAAGAAGACUUCGACGCCGGACGCCCUCUCCCAUCCGCAAACGAAGGAUUCGCUUCUGAAGACAUCCCCGCCGAAGACAAAAUCCACGAUCCCCUCCUCGCCCGCAAAUACCUGACCGAAAUCUUCCACGCCCACCGCGCCGUAAUCUACAAGCGCGAGCGAAUCGCGCACACGCAAGCCUACUGGCGCAAAAUGCGGCAGUCCAGCCGCGCAGAGGGCCACGAUUUGGAGGACCACGAGAUCCCGAGUCAGGUCCCCGAGGACGUACGGAAGUGGUUGCGCUGGCCGGAUGUCAUGGAGAUGUAUGAAGGCGAGAUGGAUGGGUUGGUGGCGCAGGCGAAGUGGCUGUGUGAUAAGCAUGAGUGGGAUGUUUUGGAUGAAAGGGGGGGCCUUUUGUACAAGGCGAAUUUGGGCAACGUGCAGCUGGAGACAGGGGCGAGAGGUGCGGCUGCUGCUGCUGCUGCUGCUGCUUGACCAUCCAUCUAAUCUCGCGCACUCUGCGCUAAGUACGAUGACAUCCGAUUUCUUCAUCUCAUGCGCGCUGGAGACAUUGUCAUAAGCCGUUGAACGCAACGCCUUGCACUCCUUCUGCGCGUCUAAACGCGUGGUUUGUGCAAUCAUCUCUCCCCCCUGACGCGGCUCAGCGAUACUUCCACUGUCUUCCACGGGCAUGUGAGGAUGCCGCGGACGCGACAUCGGCCUGAUCAACGAGCUGUUAACGAACUGGCUCAAUC
Baudoinia panamericana UAMH 10762 is the source of this 2361-nucleotide messenger RNA. RefSeq lists its product as uncharacterized. The transcript has a single exon. Gene Ontology annotation, molecular function: protein binding. Bases 101 to 2101 code for a protein of 666 amino acids. Lineage: Eukaryota; Fungi; Ascomycota; Dothideomycetes; Mycosphaerellales; Teratosphaeriaceae. The record is from RefSeq and is a predicted model, not a curated record.